Messenger RNA from Carassius gibelio (silver crucian carp), 6188 nucleotides. RefSeq lists its product as uncharacterized. Gene Ontology annotation, molecular function: protein binding. Bases 55 to 5889 code for a protein of 1944 amino acids. The record is from RefSeq and is a predicted model, not a curated record. Lineage: Eukaryota; Metazoa; Chordata; Actinopteri; Cypriniformes; Cyprinidae. The transcript is spliced from 20 exons.
CAGAAGAGAUCAGAAGCAAAGGACAGCUGCGUGUCUGUGAGGAGUGAUUGGUCUAUGGAUCAUCCAGUUGAUCUCAGUUAUAGUUCAGUUCAUCAGAAGAGAUCAGAAGCCCAGUCCAGCUGUGUGUCUAUGAGGAGUGAUGCAUCUGUGAAUCAGUCAUUAGAUUAUAAGAGUGAAGACACAAAGACUGAUCUCAGACAUGAAGUCCUCAACAGGUUUAGAUCAAAUCUGUUGAAGAAGUUUGAGCAUCUGUAUGAGGGAACAGCGACACAGAGAAACCCAACACUCCUGAAUGAGAUCUACACAGAGCUCUACAUCACAGAGAGUGAGAGUGGAGAGAUCAGUAAUGAGCAUGAGGUGAGACAGAUUGAGACACAAUCCAGGAGAGCAGCAACAGAGGACACAGCCAUCAAAUGCACUGACAUCUUUAGACCUUUACCUGGACAAGACAAAGCCAUCAGAACUGUGCUGACAAAGGGAGUUGCUGGCAUUGGAAAAACAGUUUCUGUGCAGAAGUUCAUCCUGGACUGGGCUGAAGGGAAAGAGAAUCAGGACGUCCAGCUCAUAUUUCCACUUCCUUUCAGAGAAAUCAAUCUGAUGAAGGACAAAACACUCAGUCUUUCAGAUCUUCUUCAUGUGUUUUUCCCUGAAACUAAAGAAAUGGAAAUAUCCAGUGAUGAAUAUAAAGUGUUGUUCAUCUUUGAUGGUCUGGAUGAGUGUCGUCUGUCUCUGGACUUUAAGAGUAAAGUGAAACUGUGUAAUAUAUCUGAAUCAGCCUCAGUGAACGAGCUGCUGAUGAACCUCAUUGUGGGGAAUCUGCUUCCCUCUGCUCUCAUCUGGAUCACCUCCAGACCAGCAGCAGCUGAUCUUGUCCCCUCUGAGUGUGUCCAUCGAGUGACAGAGGUACGAGGCUUCACUGAGCCACAGAAGGAGGAAUACUUCAGGAAGAGAAUCAGUGAUCAGAGUCUGGCCGAGAGCAUCAUCUCACACCUGAAGUCAUCGAGGAGCCUCUACAUCAUGUGCCACAUCCCAGUGUUCUGCUGGAUCUCAGCCGCUGUUCUGGAGAAGAUGUUGAGUCGAGCAGAGAGAGGAAAGAUUCCCAAGACUCUCACUCAGAUGUACACACACUUCCUGAUCCUGCAGACCAACAUCAAACAUGAGAAGGACUAUGAGAAGAAGGUGACAGAUGAAGACAUGAUCCUCAAACUGGGGAAAGUGGCUUUUGAGCAGCUUGUAAAAGGAAACCUGAUCUUCUACGAGGGAGACCUGAGAGAGUGUGGCAUUGAUGAGACAGAAGCAGCAGUGUUCUCAGGAUUGUGCACUCAGAUCUUCAGAAAGGAGUUGGGCUUGUAUCAGGGGAAAGUCUUCUGCUUUGUUCAUCUGAGCAUUCAGGAACAUCUAGCAGCUCUAUAUGUGCACCUCUCCUGGACAAACCACAACAGAAAUGUGUUUGAGCCAAUCACCAAACAGAGUUUACGGUCUAAAGUUCAGGACUUGUUUCAGCAUUGUCCAUUAUCUGAGCUGCAUCAGAGAGUUGUGAAAGAUGCUAUUCAGAGUAAAAAUGGACAUCUGGAUCUUUUCCUGCAGUUCCUUCUGGGUUUGUCAGUGGAGUCUCAUCAGAUUCUUCUACAACAAAUAAUGACACUGAAAAGAAGCAUCUCUGACAGCAAUGAGAAAACUGUUGAGUACAUCAAAAAGAAGAUCAGGACCAUUGACUCUCCAGAGAAAUCCAUCAAUCUGUUCCACUGUCUGAAUGAACUGGGUGAUCAUUCACUAGUGGAGGAAAUACAACAGUAUCUGAAAUCUGGAAGAAUAAAGGAAACCAAACUCUCUUCAUCUCAGUGGUCAGCUGUAGUUUUUGUGUUGUUGACAUCAGAAGAGGACCUGAAUGAGUUUUGUCUUGAAAAAUUUGUUAAAGUAAAGAAUAAACAUGCAAAUAUGAAAGUUCUUCAGAAGCUGCUGCCUGUGAUUAAAGAAUCAAGAUCAGUUCAGUUGAGAGAUUGUGGUGUCACAGAUGAAGUUUGUUCUGCUCUGGCUUCAGCUCUGAGAUCAAACCCCUCACACCUGAGACAACUGGAUCUGACUGGGAAUGAAAUAGGAGAUUCUGGAGUCACGCUGCUCUCUGCUGGACUGGAGGAUCCCCACUGUAAACUGGAGAAACUGUGGUUGAGUGAUUGUGGCAUUAAAAAUGAAGGUUGUGCUGCUUUGGCUUCAGCUCUGAGAUCAAACCCUUCACACCUGAGAAAUCUGAACCUGACUGGGAAUAAACUGGGAAAUUCAGUGAAUCUACUCUCUGAUUUUCUACAAAAUCCUCACUGUAAACUGGAAAUACUGUGGUUUAAUUAUUGUGGCAUCACAGAUGAAGAUUGUGUUGCUCUGGCUUCAGUUCUUAGAUCAAACCCCUCACACCUGAGACACCUGGAUCUGAUUGGGAACAAAAUAGGAGAUUUGGGAGUAAAGCGUCUCUGUGUUGCACUGGAGGAUCCUCAAUGUAAACUGGAAACACUAUGGUGUUUAGCAACCUGCAUCAGCAUUGAAUCAAACCCCUCACACCUGAGACACCUGGAUCUGACUGGCAAUAGACUAGGAAAAUCAGGAGUGAAGUUACUCUCUGAUCUGAAAGAUGAUCCACAUUAUAAACUGGAGAUAUUAGAAUGUUGUGUUAUUUACACGUCAGUGCAGUGUCCUCAGGAUCAUCUGAAUUUGAAUAAGAGCCGCUACAGAGAUGUCACAUCAGUGCUGGAGAUCAGAUUCUGUUUCAUCAUGGAAUACACACAAAUAUCUACAGAUGAAGAUGUUUCUCCAGGAUGCAGUUCAUUUCAUCAGAAGAGAUCAGAAGCAAAGACCAGCUGUGUGUCUGUGAGGAGUGAUUGGUCUAUGGAUCAUCCAGUUGAUUUUAAGAGUGGAGAUACACAGACUUAUCUCAGUUCAGUUCAUCCGAAGAGAUCAGAAGCCCAGUCCAGCUGUGUGUCUAUGAGGAGUGAUGCAUCUGUGAAUCAGUCAUUAGAUUUUAAGAGUGAAGAUAAAAAGAAUGAUUUCAGGCAUGAAGUCCUCAACAGGUUUAGAUCAAAUCUGCUGAAGAAGUUUGAACAUCUGUAUGAGGGAACAGUGAUGCAGGGAAAUCCAACACUCCUGAAUGAGAUCUACACAGAGCUCUACAUGACAGAGAGUGAGAGUGGAGAGAUCAGUAAUGAGCAUGAGGUGAGACAGAUUGAGACACAAUCCAGGAGAGCAGCAACAGAGGACACAGCCAUCAAAUGCAUUGACAUCUUUAGACCUUUACCUGGACAAGACAAAGCCAUCAGAACUGUGCUGACAAAGGGAGUUGCUGGCAUUGGAAAAACAGUUUCUGUGCAGAAGUUUAUCCUGGACUGGGCUGAUGGGAAAGAGAAUCAGGAUGUCCAGCUUAUAUUUCCACUUCCUUUCAGAGAAAUCAAUCUGAUGAAGGACAAAACACUCAGACUUUCAGAUGUUCUUCAUGUGUUUUUCCCUGAAACUAAAGAAAUGGAAAUAUCCAGUGAUAAAUAUAAAGUGUUGUUCAUCUUUGAUGGUCUGGAUGAGUGUCGUCUGUCUCUGGACUUUAAGAGUAAAGUGAAACUGUGUAAUAUAUCUGAAUCAGCCUCAGUGAACGAGCUGCUGAUGAACCUCAUUGUGGGGAAUCUGCUUCCCUCUGCUCUCAUCUGGAUCACCUCCAGACCAGCAGCAGCUGAUCUUGUCCCCUCUGAGUGUGUCCAUCGAGUGACAGAGGUACGAGGCUUCAAUCAGCCACAGAAGGAGGAAUACUUCAGGAAGAGAAUCAGUGAUCAGAGUUUGGCCGACAGGAUCAUCUCACACCUGAAGUCAUCAAGGAGCCUCUACAUCAUGUGCCACAUCCCAGUCUUCUGCUGGAUCUCAGCCGCUGUUCUGGAGAAGAUGUUGAGUCGAGCAGAGAGUGGAGAGAUUCCCAAGACUCUCACUCAGAUGUACACACACUUCCUGAUCCUUCAGACCGACAUCAAACAUGAGAAGGACUAUGAGAAGAAGGUGACAGAUGAAGACAUGAUCCUCAAACUGGGGAAGGUGGCUUUUGAGCAUCUUGUAAAAGGAAACCUGAUCUUUUAUGAGGAAGACCUGAGAGAAUGUGGCAUUGAUGUGACAGAAGCAUCAGUGUACUCAGGAUUGUGCACUCAGAUCUUCAGAGAGGAGUUGGGCUUGUAUCAGGGGAAAGUCUUCUGCUUUGUUCAUCUGAGCAUUCAGGAACAUCUAGCAGCUCUAUAUGUGCACCUCUCCUGGACAAACCACAACAGAAAUGUGUUUGAGCCAAUCACCAAACAGAGUUUACGGUCUAAAUUUCAGGACUGGUUUCAACCCAAUUCAUCAGAACAUGUUUCAUUAUCUGAGCUGCAUCAGAGAGCUGUGGACGAGGCUCUACAAGGUAAAAAUGGACAUCUGGACCUUUUCCUGCGGUUCCUUCUGGGUUUGUCAGUGGAGUCUCAUCAGAUUCUUCUACGACGAAUAAUGACACUGAAAAGAAGCAGCUCUGAAAGCAAUGAGAAAACAGUUGAGUACAUCAAGAAGAAGAUCAGGACCAUUGACUCUCCAGAGAAAUCCAUCAAUCUGUUCCACUGUCUGAAUGAACUGGGUGAUCAUUCACUAGUGGAGGAAAUACAACAGUAUCUGAAACCUGGAAGAACAAAGGAAACCAAAUUCUCCUCAUCUCAGUGGUCAGCUGUAGUUUUUGUGUUGUUGACAUCAGAAGAGGACCUGAAUGAGUUUUGUCUUGAUAAAUUUGUUAAAGGAAAAAAUAAACAUGAAAAUAUGAAAGUUCUUCAGAUGUUGGUGCCUGUGAUGAGGGAAUCCAGAUCAGUUCAGUUGAGUAACUGUGACGUCACAGAUGAAGGUUGUGCAGCUCUGGCUUCAGCUCUGAGAUCAAACCCCUCACACCUGAGAGAACUGAAUCUGUCUGAGAAUGAAAUAGGAGAUUCUGGAGUGAUGCUGCUGUCUGCUGGACUGGAGAAUCCUCACUGUAAACUGGAGAAACUGUGGUUGAGUAAUUGUGGCAUCACAGAUGAAGGUUGUGCUGCUCUGGCUUCAGCUCUGAGAUCAAACCCCUCACACCUGAGACACCUGAGUCUGACUGGGAAUAAAUUGGGAAAUUCUGUCAAUCUGCUCUCUGAUGUACUACAGAAUCCUCACUGUAAACUGGAAAAACUGUGGUUGAAUGAUUGUGACGUCACAGAUGAAGGUUGUGCUGCUUUGGCUUCAGCACUGAGAUCAAAUUCCUCACACCUGAGAGAACUGAAUCUGUCGGUGAAUAAAAUCGGAGAUUCUGGAGUCACGUUGCUCUCUGCUGGACUGGAGGAUCUUCACUGUGAACUGGAGAUACUGCGGUUGAGAGAUUGUGGCAUCACAGAUGAAGGUUGUGCUGCUCUGGCUUCAGUUUUGAGAUCAAACCCCUCACACCUGAGACGACUGGAUCUGUCUUGGAAUAAAAAAGGGGAUUUAGGAGUGAAACUUCUCUGUGAUGGACUAAAGUAUCCUCACUGUAAACUUGAGGAACUGCAGUUGAGAGAUUGUGGCGUCACAUAUGAAGGUUGUGCUGCUCUGGCUUCAGCACUGAGAUCAAACCUCUCUCAUCUGAGACACCUGGAUCUGUCUUGGAAUAAAAUAGAAGAUUUGGGAGUAAAGCGUCUCUGUGCUGGACUGAAGGGUAAUCACUGUAAACUGGAGAUACUGUGGUUAAGGGAUUGUGGGAUCACAGAUGAAGGUUGUGUUGCUCUGGCUUCUGCUCUGAGAUCAAAUUCCUCACUCCUGAGACACCUGAAUCUGACUGGGAAUAAACUAGGAGAAUCAGGAGUGAAGUUACUGAAAGAUAAUCCACAUUAUAAACUGGAGACAGUAUACUGUUGACUCCGUGUUUAGACGUCAGUCCAGUUUCCUCAGGAUCAGCUGAUGGUGUAUAAGAGGCGCUACAGACACAUCACAGUCACACAAUCACCAGAGAUUAAAGACACAUAGACACACAGCAUCGUACUGACAUGAAUGUUGUCUUUCACUUUCUUGUUUUAUAGGUAAUGGCCCAUGAAACUGAGUUCAGAAUCAUUUUGGAUUUACUCGAUAUUGUCUACAAUGUAGAUCAGAUGUCCAAUCUGGCCCCUGUGAUGAUUUGAACAAUAAAGUGUACUUGUGUUACAAACCAAAUUAAUAAA